Messenger RNA from Colossoma macropomum (tambaqui), 2725 nucleotides. It is a transcript of the gene stk24b, whose product is annotated as serine/threonine kinase 24b (STE20 homolog, yeast). The transcript has 11 exons. Gene Ontology annotation, biological process: protein phosphorylation. Gene Ontology annotation, molecular function: ATP binding; protein kinase activity. Lineage: Eukaryota; Metazoa; Chordata; Actinopteri; Characiformes; Serrasalmidae. Bases 694 to 1980 code for a protein of 428 amino acids. The record is from RefSeq and is a predicted model, not a curated record.
CAAGAUGGCGGCGAGCUGGAAAGUGAAGUGAGGAUGUCAACAUUCGUGUUUUGACUCGAAACGCGCGGCGUUUUCCUCUCUUGGUGCAGUCGGGGUGGUCGCAGCGUAGCUCACAGGCUGCGCGGCCGCCGAACACACCGCAGUCCGGCCGUUUAAGAGCGCGGCGGCGCCUUUCAGCGCGAUGUUUUGGAAAUCCGUUUUGCGCAAACUCUGACGAGUUUUGCCCAGCCAGCUGUAGCGAGGCAGCUAGCUAGCUGCAUAUGCGCCUAAAGAAAAGCUCUCCGGAACCGUUAGAGCAGCGUUUCGGUGGCUCUUGGAGUUUCUUUAAACACAGUAUUUUUGUCCAAGUAUCGAGCCGUUUCUUUCCUUUGCGGUGUCUUAAUGUAAUGCCGUUGUUUCCGAAUAAAACAGGCGGCUAACAAGUCACGGGUAGCUGCGUGAAAGCUAGCGAGGCUCGGCCAGCAGCUCCCCGAGGAGGAGAGGGGGGUGUGCGGUAGCGAGGGUCGCUUCGAAUCCCGGUGGACCAGCAGUGUCUCUCUGUGGAUGCUGUUUACAUCGUUUGUGCACCUUUUAAGGAGCGAGAAUACAGUCUUAAGGCUUUCAGCCCCUUGUCUGAGAGCGCUGUACCCGUGUGGACACCGUUGUUAGUGACUUACUGGCCAGUUUUGGGGACAGAAGUGUCGAAGUGUCGCCAUGGCUCACUCUCCGGUCCAGGGCGGGCUGCCGGGGAUGCAGAAUUUGAAAGCAGAUCCUGAGCAGUUGUUCACAAAGCUGGAGCGCAUCGGCAAGGGCUCAUUCGGCGAGGUCUUCAAAGGCAUCGACAAUCGCACACAGAAGGUGGUGGCCAUCAAGAUCAUUGACCUGGAGGAGGCGGAGGACGAGAUCGAGGACAUUCAGCAGGAGAUUACUGUCUUAAGCCAGUGCGACAGCCCCUUCAUCACCAAGUAUUACGGAUCCUACCUUAAAGGCACAAAGCUGUGGAUCAUUAUGGAGUAUCUGGGUGGAGGAUCCGCACUGGAUCUGAUGGAGCCUGGUGCUCUGGAUGAGACGCAGAUUGCCACCAUCCUCCGGGAGAUCCUGAAGGGCCUGGAGUACCUGCACUCUGAGAAGAAAAUCCACAGAGACAUCAAAGCGGCCAACGUGCUGCUGUCUGAGCAGGGUGAGGUCAAGCUGGCCGACUUCGGCGUGGCUGGCCAGCUGACGGACACGCAAAUCAAGCGCAACACGUUCGUGGGCACGCCGUUCUGGAUGGCACCCGAGGUCAUCAAACAGUCAGCCUACGACUCAAAGGCUGAUAUCUGGUCUUUAGGCAUCACAGCGAUUGAGCUGGCCAAAGGGGAGCCCCCCCACUCAGACCUGCACCCCAUGAAGGUGCUUUUCCUCAUCCCAAAGAACAACCCACCUACGCUGGAGGGCAACUACAGCAAACCACUCAAAGAGUUUGUGGAAGCCUGCUUGAACAAGGAGCCCAGUUUUAGACCCACAGCCAAAGAGUUGCUGAAGCACAAGCUGAUCGUGCGCCAUGCUAAGAAGACGUCCUACCUGACCGAUCUCAUAGACAGAUACAAGCAGUGGAAGACUGAGCAGUCCCGAGAAGAGUCCAGCUCAGACGAGUCCGACUCGGAGCCGGACGGUCAGGCCUCUGGGGGGAACGAUUUUGGCAGUGAUGAAUGGAUUUUCACCAUUCGGGAAAAAGACCCCAAAAAGCUACAAAACGGUGCCAGUAUUGCAGGAGAGCAGGACACACCUAAGAGGCCACUGUCGCAGAGUCUGUCCACCAUCAUCACUCCUGUCUUAACGGAGCUAAAGGAGAGGGGUGGUGAGGCCAGCGUGAAGCCUGAUGUGUUGGAUGAGUUGGGAGAGGCUAUUUUCCUUGCUGAGGAGGCAUAUCCAGGGAUCUCUGACGUCAUGGUGACCCAGCUCAUACAGAGACUCCAACGGUUCUCUAGGUCAGUGACCUCUUCCUCUUCCCAUCCGUGAUUGGUCCACUGGAUAUGUCCAUCACACUGCAGCCCCCCCCCCCCAAGGCAUCAGCUCAGCGAAUCCCAACACCAGCAGCCUCUGUGACGUCUCCCCUGGAGGACCACUUCGUCCUUCAAUCGCUUCAACAGAAGUUCUCAAGCUCCUCAAGCUUCCUCUGUUUUUCCUCUUUUCUUUUACAAACUCCUGAGAGAGAGAGAGAGAGAGAGAGAGAGAGGGUGUAGAUGGAUGUGAAAGUGUGUGUGUGUGUGUGUGUGUGUGUGUGUGUUAGACUGCAUAGCAAGCUGACUAAAGAGCAGCUGUAGCUCAUUUAGCAGAGAACAGUGUGUGGCGGAGGAUUAGCGCGCUUGCCAAGCGAGCAGCCCAUAACUUCUGGAAGCUUCUGCAGGUGCCAUGACAUCACUGAGCAGAAGCCACUGCUGCAACCCUAAAGAGCACCCAUAAAGAAGUAGCGUGCAUGGCUCUGAACAAACAGCAUGAAUGCAUGUGUGUGGAUGGGCGGCUGCGUAUCUGUAUCUGAGCCCUCGCGCAAAAGGAGAUUGCAGUUGUCUUGCUGAAAUCUCAGGUAACGUGCAUUGAGUGGACACAGGUGUCCAGGAAGACGGAGAGCGCUCGGUUUGGAUUUAUGUACAGACAUGUAUAUAGUCUCAGUUUUACACACCUUUGGAUUAUGGAUUUUUGCAAAUGAAUCACUGUGUACAGAUGGCCACGAGCUUCUGUAGAUAUUGUUAGUUUAAGAACAUUA